This is a messenger RNA of Ctenocephalides felis (cat flea), 999 nucleotides long. RefSeq names its product mannose-P-dolichol utilization defect 1 protein homolog. Gene Ontology annotation, biological process: oligosaccharide biosynthetic process. The record is from RefSeq and is a predicted model, not a curated record. Lineage: Eukaryota; Metazoa; Arthropoda; Insecta; Siphonaptera; Pulicidae. Bases 96 to 839 code for a protein of 247 amino acids. The transcript has 4 exons.
UAAACGUGUAACUAAUUAGAUGAUUAUCAUUUAAUAUCAAAAUAUAGUUUUAUGGUUUUUAACUAGUUUGUGAUUUGUAAAUUAGUAAAAAUAAGAUGGAGCACUUGAAGAGUGCUGCUUUGCUACUUUUAUCUGAAAAAUGUUAUCAUAAUUAUUUUGAAGAUUUUAACUUUUUGGAUGUUCCAUGUUUUAAAGCUACACUUUCCAAAGGCUUAGGACUGGGUAUUAUAGCUGGCUCUAUUCUAGUAAAAGUACCACAAAUACUUAAAAUAUCCUCUAAUAAAAGUGGCCAAGGAAUCAAUAUACUUAGUGUUUUAUUAGAUUUAUUUGUAAUCACUUCUACUGUAGCAUAUGGCUUUGUAAAAGGUUUUCCAUUUUCUUCUUGGGGUGAAGGCUCCUUCUUGGCAAUACAGACUGGUGCCAUAGCAUUUCUUGUGUUAUUGUAUAGUGGAUCAAAAGCAAAAGCUUACGCAUUCUUGCUGCUUUAUUGUGUAGCAUGUUACACAUUAAUGAGCGGUUUAACACCAGUGGAUAUUCUAUGGUCUAUGCAAGCAUUUAAUGUUCCAAUUCUACUUCUUGGAAAGUUGACUCAAGCUUACACAAACUAUUCCAAUGGAAGCACUGGACAAUUAUCAGCAAUAACUUGCUUUAUGCUGUUUAUGGGAUCAGUAGCCAGAAUAUUUACAUCGAUUCAAGAAACUGGUGACAAUAUGAUGAUUUUAACAUAUUGUGUAUCAUCUUUUGCGAAUUCCAUUAUUGUUGCACAAUUACUAUGGUACUGGAACGCAAAACAGCCAACAAAAAGCCAAAAAGCAAAACUGAAGAAAAAGAAGCACUAGUACAGCAAAAGUGGUAUACAUUAAAUUUUUUUUACAUAGCAAGUACAAAUGUUUAUGUGGUACUAAGACUGUUGCAAGUCUGUUGUAAGCAUUUAUAAAGCAAUGAGAACAAAUAUUUUGUAAAGACUGUUUGUUUCAUGUGAUAAUAAAAAAUGUAAAA